UUGCACAGAGUUGUUCAGUGCAGUUAGAUGGGAGUUGAACAGUGGACGAGGACAGAACAAAGGGGAGGGACGGUCUGAGCUGAUGGACUCGGAGAUGAGAUAGCGUCCAUAACCUACUCCACCUCCUCCUCCUCCAUCCUUCCCCGGACUCGGACGGACGCAGCUUCUUUUUCUUUCCGGAUGAUGUAACGAAACUGUUUUAUGACAGACUCCAAGUGUUUUCAUUUAAUCAUCAGGACACGGUGAUUAUCCGACGAUCAGCCGCAUCCUCUGCUUUUUUUUUUUUUUUUUUUUUUUUUUCCAGGUUUCGGUGAGGGCGCACGGCGCAGAGCUCAACCGGCUGUUCCCCGGCGAUGGUGAGCGGUGGUGCAGUCAUGUGGCAGAGGAUUCAGAUUUGCUGCGCACUGUUUGCACUGCAUUCAGCGGCACCGCCUGCACACAUCAACCGCCUGGCGCUGUUCCCUGACAAAAGCGCCUGGUGCGAAGCCAAGAACAUCACGCAGAUAGUCGGGCACACGGGAUGUCAGCCUCGCUCUAUUCAAAACAGAGCUUGUCUGGGCCAGUGCUUCAGCUACAGCGUCCCCAACACGUUCCCGCAGUCGACCGAGUCUCUGGUGCACUGUGACUCCUGCAUGCCUGCCCAGACGCAGUGGGAAGUGGUGACUCUGGACUGUCCGGGCAGCGACGACUCUCCUCGGGUGGACAAGCUGGUGGAGAGGAUCUUCCACUGCAGCUGCCAGUCGUGCAGUAAGGAAGGCGCCCAGGACGGGGCGGUGAUGCAGCUGUACCCAGCAGACAACGUCCUGGACGCAGCUCCGUCUUUAUCCGACACCCUGAGCGGCGCCCAGACCCACCCGCUGCCCCACUCGGACACUGACAAACCCGCUCAGCCGCUCACGGACCACCACACGCUGCCUCACACGUCAGACGGAGGCUAGAGCCGCCGUCCGCCUCGCCGUCUCUGUGACUCUGCUCGUCUCUGCCGCCCUCUCUUCCUCUGUACCAGUGUGUAGUAUUGUAAAGGCACUUUGAAGACUUCACAAAUGUUUCUCUAAGGGCACACACACACACAUAUCAGAAUACACUCUAUUGUAUAUAAGCUCAAACACACACCAGCCUUUGCACUCUCUUGUUUGCUGAUCAACACGUGUGCGUCCAGACGUGACUAUAGUCUGUUGAUAAGCUGUAGUCUUUUAAUCUGCUUUGAAUGCAAUAAAUCCUGUUGUUGUGGUA
Stegastes partitus (bicolor damselfish) is the source of this 1233-nucleotide messenger RNA. It is a transcript of the gene nbl1, whose product is annotated as NBL1, DAN family BMP antagonist. Gene Ontology annotation, biological process: animal organ morphogenesis. NCBI's taxonomy places the organism in Eukaryota, Metazoa, Chordata, Actinopteri, Pomacentridae. The transcript has 4 exons. Gene Ontology annotation, molecular function: receptor ligand activity; BMP binding. Bases 354 to 938 code for a protein of 194 amino acids. The record is from RefSeq and is a predicted model, not a curated record.